GAAAACCGGAAAUAGGAAAGUAGAAGCAGGACAUUAAUCGUCGGAGAAGACAAGCUUAUGCAUUUAUGCUUCACAGAGUAAAGCCACGAUUAGAAUUACAAUAAUACUGUGUUAUAAUUUCUGAAGUUGAAUUGUUAUUUGUAAAGGCAUGAAUAAAACUGUAUAACUUACAACAGAGCAAAUGGCAGGAUUCCACCCAAUUAAGACACCCGAAGAUGCAGUUAUUAAACAACAGCAAGGACCAAUGCAGAUUCUAAACCCAAAUAUAGAUAUAGAGGAUGAAGAUGUACUCUAUCACAUCGCCCUUAGUAACAGAUCACACGAUCUUAAAGAUAUGUUUCAAGAUGUUAAGUUUGUUUGUUUUGGUGGCUCUCCUAGUCGAAUGAAGAAAUUUGCAGAGUUUAUGGUGAAUGAAUUAAAGUAUAAACUGGUUGCUGGCCAGUCGUUAUGUAAUAUAGCAGGAGGAUCAGAUAGAUAUGUAUUAUAUAAAGUUGGACCAGUACUCUCAGUUAGUCAUGGUAUGGGUAUACCAUCUUUAUCCAUUAUCUUCCAUGAAAUAGUAAAACUACUAUUUCAUGCCGGUAGUAGUGAUGUCAUGUUUUUUAGAAUUGGUACAAGUGGUGGACUAGGAGUUGAGCCAGGAACUGUUAUAAUCACAGAAGAAGCCGUAGAUGGUAUUUUAAGACCAUAUAUGGAAGUUGCAACACUGGGAAUGAUGUUACAAUACCCAGCAGCUUUAGAUCAGACAGUAUUAAAAGAAUUAGUCGCUAGCUCAAGCCCCGACGACCAUUUUGAAACCAUCAGUGGAAAAACUAUGUGUACAUAUGAUUUCUAUGAAGGUCAAGGUCGACUUGAUGGGGCAUUCUGUGAUUACAAGAAAUCGGAUAAGAUGGCAUUUUUAAAGAGAAUACAUGAAAGAGGAGUGAGGAAUAUUGAAAUGGAAUCUCUUUGUUUUGCAGCCUACUGUCACAGGGCUGGUAUCAAAAGUGCUGUGAUAUGUGUUACACUGUUGGAUCGUUUACAUGGAGAUCAAAUAUCAACUCCUCAUGAUAUUAUGGAGGAAUGGCAGUCAAGACCACAGAUUAUCGUAUCAAGAUACAUCAAAUCAAAACUAGGAAUUAUCUGAAUCCAAUCUCAGGUUUAGCAUCACAGACUAAUUGCCACACAUGAUUGUUGUGUAAAUUUAUUCUUUUCUUUUUUAUUAUGCUUCCUGAAUUACCGUAAAACAAUCUUAAUGUACAUUUCUGUAUAAGAGUGAGAGCUAUAUGCUUUAUCACCUUUUGUAUUUUUUUCUGUCGAAAUAUAUUUAAAAUGUUCUACAAUUAUCUUCCUUUUCAGUUUAGUUUCUUAUUUUAUUUUGUUAUCGGGCUACAGCUAUAUAUGCUUUCUGUACAAUCCAAUAUUGCUGCAAACGGUAUCUAGGUGUAAAGUUGACUAGGAUUUAUAUGAUAAAAUAUAUUUCUAUAUUUAAGUCUAAGAUUUUUCAGCUAUAAUGUAUAGAAUUCAUGCUUGCUACAAUUAAUUUAAUCCAAGUUUCAGUAGCUAUAAAAUAUAUGUAAUGUACUUGUUUGGUGUUCCGGUUUAUUUUUUCUUGCCAGUAUUAUCUUUAUUUUUGUUGUUGUAACUGUUAUUUUAUAUUUUUAUGAUGGUAUAACCAAAAUUCUUUUCAUUUAAAAUGUUAAAAAGUAUACUCAGAAUGAUGUAUUUUAAAAUUCUAUUCAGAUGUUAAUAAGAAUUAUACCAGUUCCAAAUUCAUAUAUUUCCCAAUAUCACAUAUUUGUAAUAAUAAAAUUCACUACUUAUAUGGAAUAUCCUAGUAUAUUGUCUGGAAUGGAAUAUUUAUGUUAUAUAUAUAAUCUUGUUAUUGAUAUUGUUAUUAGAAUUAUAUUGGAAAAUGUUUUUGAUUUUUUUAUACAGCCCACUAUUUUUUCUUGAUACAAUCAUGAUGUUGGAGAUGUGCAAAAGUACAAUUGUAAUUUAACUUUUAUUAUUAUUAUUAUCGGUUAAUUGAAAUAUCUUCAGAAUUUAUCAAAAAUUUAUAUUUUUAUCUAUUUUAUCAAUUAUAAUAUCAUAUAAUUUAUUUAAAACCUGUUGAAAAAUAUUACUGAUUAAUAUGUUAUUAGAUGCACUAAGUUACAACUGUUUUUAAAGAUUUGUAGUUUUAUUAAUUGAAAUAUCUUUAUAAUUAUAAUCAACAAAAUUUGUUCAUUUGAAUUUAUUUGCAUAUUUAAGAUUGCUUGUCUCAAAAAAUAUAAAUUUUGGUUUGAAAACUCAUUUAAUUAAUUUAAAACUUGUCGACAAAUAUUACUUAAUAAUUUGACCAAAAAUUUGAUCAUUCAUUUAAAUAGUUUAAUGUUUAAGAUCCCAUUUUAUGAGAUUUAAUUGACCACAAUGACUUAUGGACCAUUAUAUUACGAUGUGAUGUUCUAGACAAUAAAUUGCUCAUUAAAAUGAUUCAUUGGACCAAAAAUUUUUAAAUAGAUAUUAACGUUUAUUGUUCAAGCUUUAAUAGAUCAUGAUUACUUAUACUGGUUAUCAUUUUUAAAACCUUUUUAUGAUGAAUUAAGAAAUGGAAGAACUAGUUUUUCAUUUAUUUAAUAAUUUACAUACUUAAAUGUUAAUUUGCCAGUUUUAAAUGACCACAAUUACUUAUAGACAAUUGGUACAGUAUGAAAGUUCAUUUACAAAUUAAAAAUGAAAUCAAAAAUGAAAUAAUUAAAAAUUGGUGUCGGGUAAGCAUAACCUGCUUUAUACAUGGUACCUGUUAUUUGAAAAUCAUUGAUAUAUUUGAUGAAAUUAUUUAUAUCUGUCCAUAACUUGAUACUAAGAUUGUAAUUUAACAUGUUAAUUACCACGAUACGUAAAGAUACAUUAUGGGAGGUUCGAUAACGAGUUGGCAGUUCUCAAUAUAAUAGUUUAAAACUAGAUAAUGUAAAGGCAAUUUGCUGAAAAUUUUAUUCAAAUUGAUCCACUAUGAACUGAGAACUAAGUGAUUGAAAUUUCCGCCUAGCCUCGAUCAUCGGUACUAAAGUCAGUACGAUAAACAGCAUAGUCUCUAUUAUCCAUUUAAUCGUUAAAUCAUGAAGGAAAGUUAUGCAGUAAAUCAGCUCAUAAUCCACUAAAGAUCGCAGGCUAGCGAUGCCAUCUAGAUUUAAUUAUGGUCUGGAUAGGUUAAUUAAUUUAGAUAACAUUUCAGGCCUAAAGAAGAACCUGCAAUAGACUUAUUUAGCUCUUGCAUAAUGUAUGUUGCAUAGGUAAAGUUGAGAGUUUGACCCUUAUGAUUUGUUAAUUUGUACACCUAAUUUAUUUUUAUUUUAAACUAAACCCUCCUUUUAUCUUGCCAUAUCAAAAAAUCAUGACAUAUUGUCAACCAUUAGCCAUAGCAAUAAAAUAACCCUAAACAAUUAUUGGUAACAUGAACAGUCAUGGAUCUCUACCCAAACAGUAUCAGAUUUGCACACACAUGAUGUCAUUGAAAUUACUGAAAAUUUAAAAAAGAUUUAAAUCUGUAUAUUCAUCAGAUUAUGAUCAUCGUGAACUUGUAUGAAAGUGGGUAUGAUCAUCAUAUAUCUUGGGUCUUAAUGAUCUCAGGUGGUGUCUAUUGCACAAUAACAACCCUCUAGAUUCAAACAGGAAGUGUUUAUCUCUGGAAUAAUUAAAUUUGAAUUGUUUAUAGAGUCUUUUCUUUAAUUUUUUUGUAAUUGACCAGUGAACCACUGUAUAGUGUAAAAAAUAUUCCAUUUUGUUUUUAUACGACUGCAUUGAAAUGCGGUCGAUUAUUGUCUUCACCUGCACUCUCUGUCCUGUUAUUCACAAUAGCUUGUCGACUCACGAUCAAGAGGCUAAUUUUAGAAUUAAAUUGAACUAACAUUUAUACAUGUUGUGCAUGUUCAUGAGACAAAUAUAUUUAUUGAUUUUCUAUGGUUUUGGCUCUUGAGCACUUAGAAAAAUCUUGUAGAUGCCCUAGACAAUGGGUGUGCUAGAUUUGUGAAUGCGAUAUAUGCUAAAGUUAUUAUCUGAUUGACUUUGAAUUUAUAUACAGUAUUUAUGUUCUUAAUUGACAUGCAGAAAUCAAUUGAUUACUGGUAUGUGUUUUGCAUGAUAAAUGUCAGUAUUAGGAGGAGCGAGAAGUCGAUCAAAUUUUAGUUAUUCCACCCAACUGCUAGGAAUUGUUACCCUUGUACCAUAAAGUCUUUCGUUACCUACAAAAUAUUAAAAAUGUGACAACCUUUGUGGACUGCUCAGUUGACUUAUCUGCUGUGAACAUAUGUUUUGUUACCUGGCAACCUAUUUUUCAACCUCUUGUAAUUGUAGCAAUCGAAAAUUAAAUAAAUGACCACACUUCAAUGAAUGAAUGAAAUGGAGUUUAACAUCCUACCGUCCUGCACCAUAUGACUUAUUAUUUGGAUAAAGGUUGAUUUCAUAAAACAGCCAUCCUGAAGUUAUUGAAAAAGAUCAGUAGCAAUAUAUUCCAUUAUAUAUUCUGCAGGCUAAGUGGGUAAGACUUUGGCUCGCUAGACUGGAGGUCGAGUGAUCGAUUCCUGCAUUGGCUGAGAGAGUUCAUCAGGAUUUUCUGACGUGGUUUCCCCUUGUCAGUGGUGCAGGACAGAGUGCCUGGCAAGGACAGCUGUCUAGUCAAUCGGAUGAUACAAAAAACCAAGGUUCCGUGUAUACAUUGGCAUGCACGUAAAAGAUCCCUUGGCAGUUGGAAUUCAGUAUAAGAGUAGGCCAUAUAGUGCCGCUUCCCAGGCAAAUUUUUCCUCAUAGCACACUGUAUGGCAUAUACCCGUCUUCAUUAGCCCAGUCAGAGCAGAACAGUAGGACAUUAAACCCCAUUUCAUUUCAUUUCUAUUAUAGAUUUCAUGUUAAUGUCAAGGCCCAAUGCGAUUUGUUAAAUAUUUGUUUUAUCAUAAUUAUCUAAAAUAUACUAUUCAAAAAAAGUAGGGGAUAUUUGAUUUUUAAGUGUUAUUAAAGUCACCUAAUGAAACUGACGAAGAAACAAAUGACAAAAUGAAAUGAAGUUCACAUUCAUCGAUUUAUUCCAAAUGAUCGUUAGACUAAGUAAGGCACAGACUGACCAUUAUAAGGGUAAAAUGAUACCCGGGGUCAAACAGCAAAGUUACCACAGCAUCACAACCAAGUCAGUAACGGGUAAAUCCUCCUCUGUUUGCCAAACAAGCAUUGAUCCGACGUGGCAUACUCCUAAUGAGACGUCUAAGGUCAUUUUGGUCCAGAUUGUCCCAUUCCUGUUGCAACGCAGCAGCAAGUUCUUGGACAUUGGCAGGACGUUGUUGACGUAACCUCUGUCCAAGCAUGUCCCAGACAUGCUCGAUGGGGGAGAGGUCGGGACUCAGUGCUGGCCAAGGUAAUGUGGUGAUGUUCUGUUGUUGGAGGUAACCUGUAACGAUCCUGGCCCUGUGACAUCUUGCGUUGUCAUCCUGGAAGAUGAAACGGCGGCCAUGACGUCGUGCGAACGGCACAACAUGGACUGCCAAGAUGUUGUCCCGGUAGUACUGGCCUGUAACACGCCCUGCAACAACAUGUAAAGCCGUUCUUCCAGCAACAGUGAUGCCUCCCCACACCAUAACAGAACCACCCCCAAAUCGAUCAUGUCUGAUGACGUUAACGUCUUGGAAGCGCUCGUUUCGACGACGCCACACCCUCCUACGUCUGUCCAAAAAAUCAACAGUGAACCUUGACUCAUCUGAAAACAUCACAAUGCUCCAGCGUCGAUUAUCCCAGUGUUGACGAUCCCUACACCAACGACGUCUUGCCUGAAUGUGAUGAUCUCUCAAACAAGGGAUCACGCGAGGACGUCGGGCGCGAAGGUGACCCCUAUGCAGUCGAUUCCGAAUCGUCUGGCCACUCACUCUCACACCAGUGUCUGUUUGAAGACGAGCGCUGAUCUGAUUUGCUGUGAUGACACGAUUUCUCAAGGCCAAGGUACGGAUAAAUCGAUCCUGGGCUUGAGUUGUCGCCCUUGGUCGACCUGAGCGUGGUCUGUCCUGUACAGAUUGUGUAUCACGGUAUCUGGACCAUUGCCUGCUUAUGACAGACUGAGAAACAUUUAUCGUCCGCGCCACAACCGCCUGUGUUGUGCCGAUCUGUAGCAUGCCAAGGGCACGUUACCUUUCAUUUUGGGUAAGCCGACGCAUAUCAAAAUUUGUUUUCUGGUCACUAAAACAAUUAAACUGAUGUUUCCACCCUGGAAUUCAAUGCCACAAUGACUGUAACAUUCAAAGUCAGAGUCGUGCAAAUCUUGGGUUGGACCCCCAUGAUGAUCCCAAGCAUCACCUGCAUUCCAUGCGGUAGCUAUUGGUGCGUUUGGGCGUCACAUGUAACUGGAAAUGUUUCUUCUGUUAGGUUCUAUAGUGACUUUUUUCGUAGUCAUUUGCAUAUUUUAGUAUUAUGCUCCCAAAAUCAAAUAUCCCCUACUUUUUUGAAUAGUAUAUAUUGAAUUGUAAUUUUUUAAAUUAUUUAUGUCUGUGAUAUUUAUCUACACUUACAUAUUAUUAAACUAUGUCUAAUUUAAAAUAUUAAUAUAUUUCAAUUGACAAAUAUUGUUAUGUAUAUUUUAUGGCCGUAAACUAUAUGUAUGAUAUAUAAAAGUACAUGGUUUGAAGCGAUUAAAACAUAAAAUAUAUUUCUAAUUGUUAGUUAUUGAAUAAAUGUAUGUGAACUAAAUAGGCUAUAAUAACAUGCUUCUACAGUGUAUAAAAGUACAUUUCACAAAAUGUUCUUAAAGGGGAUCUUUGAUUUAUGUCAAAAUAGGGUUGUUCUAAUAUGUUAAUUUGAUUAGUGAUCAGCUUCCAGAGAUCGUUAAGUGUAAUUGUAAUUUUUUACAAAUGUAAUUGUAAUUUUUUACAAAUUUUUAAAGUUUAAGUUUAGGCUUACUUCAUGGUCAACAUAUAAAAACAAAUCAAAUCAAUAUAUUUAUCCAUGCACUUUAUUUCAACAAGUUUUAUAAGGUUUCGUUAAAGCAAGCCAGUCUAGCCCGGAUUUCACAAAGCAUUCUCAGACUUUAAGUUAAGAAUUUACUUAAAAUUGUUCGCCUUAUUUUAACUGAAAUAUAGCCCUUUAUAAAACUUUUGUUGUUUUAUUAUAUCAGAUACAUCAAUAAGAAACUAUGUGCAAAGUUUUGUGUUUCUAGAUCAAAGAUAUUUCUCAUUAAAAGUGAUUGAAAGUUGUGUAAAUUCUUAACUUUAGUCUGAGAAUGCUUUGUGAACUCGGCCAGAUAUUACCAUGGUCCUUAAUUAGGCCUGAUACAUGUAUUAUAAGGUCCAUGAUAUUACACAUUUUAAAAAUACUGGUAAUCAAGGAUAUUUUUAAAAGUUUAAGCCUGCUCUACAAUUAAUCAAAGAAAGAAUAUGUUUAAAAUUAUAGAAAUAAAUAUUUGUCAAUAUGAA
Messenger RNA from Patella vulgata (common limpet), 7406 nucleotides. Its product is annotated as uridine phosphorylase 2. Lineage: Eukaryota; Metazoa; Mollusca; Gastropoda; Patellidae. Gene Ontology annotation, molecular function: uridine phosphorylase activity. Bases 182 to 1126 code for a protein of 314 amino acids. The transcript has 9 exons. The record is from RefSeq and is a predicted model, not a curated record. Gene Ontology annotation, cellular component: cytoplasm; cytosol. Gene Ontology annotation, biological process: uridine catabolic process; nucleotide catabolic process.